Corvus hawaiiensis (hawaiian crow) is the source of this 1320-nucleotide messenger RNA. RefSeq names its product transmembrane protein 86A (gene TMEM86A). Lineage: Eukaryota; Metazoa; Chordata; Aves; Passeriformes; Corvidae. Gene Ontology annotation, cellular component: membrane. The record is from RefSeq and is a predicted model, not a curated record. Bases 187 to 900 code for a protein of 237 amino acids. The transcript is spliced from 3 exons.
CAGCGCAUUCGCCGCGGGGGCCCCGCUCCAGUGACGUCAGCUCUGCCUAAAAAAGCGCCCCGGCAGGCAGGCAGGGCAGCGGGCUGGGCAGCGGCCACAGCGGCGACGGCCACAGCGGCGACAGCAGCAGCAGCAGCGACAGCAGCAGCAGCGACAGCAGCAGCAGCAGCGCGCCCCGCCGCCGACAUGGUGUCCCCCGUCACCGUGGUGAAGAGCGAAGGCCCCAAACUGGUCCCCUUCUUUAAAGCCACUUGUGUCUAUUUUGUCCUCUGGCUGCCAACUUCCAGCCCCUCCUGGUUCAGUGCCCUCAUUAAAUGUCUGCCCAUCUUUUGCCUGUGGGUUUUCCUUCUGGCUCAUGGAAUUAACUUCUUAGUGUCACACCGGAGUGCCAGCCGCAUCCUAGCGGGACUCAUAUUCUCGGCAGUAGGAGACGCCUUUCUCAUCUGGCAGGAGCAAGGCUACUUCAUUCAUGGUCUGCUGAUGUUCGCCAUCACACACAUCCUGUACUCUUCAGCCUUUGGCAUGAAGCCUUUGGACCUCAAAGCCGGCUUGCUGAUGGCCGUUGUUUCCAGCUCCUGCUAUGCUUUCCUGUACUCCUACCUCUCGGGCCCGUUCACCUACCUGGUGGCCGUCUACAUCGCCCUGAUCGGCUUCAUGGGCUGGCGGGCGAUGGCGGGCGUGCAGCUGUGCAACGACCUGUGGACGUGGACCAAGCUGUCGGCCUGCGUCGGCGCCAUGCUCUUCAUGGUGUCCGACCUCACCAUCGCGCUCAACGAGUUCUGCUUCCCCGUGCCCUACUCGCGCUUCAUCAUCAUGGCCACGUACUACGCAGCCCAAAUGCUGAUCGCGCUGUCGGCUGUGGAGACCAGAGAUGAAGAGGACUUCAGGAAGAGGAGCUAGGCAGAGUGCCAAUAGGCUGUGAACACAUGGGUUAUAUCUCAGGUGCUGUAGCUGCAUUCACCCCUGAGAGAGAUCUCCAUUUCUCUAGGCACACUGGUGAUGUUGAUUUUGCUUCUUUGAAGCAUUACCUUUGGGAAUUACUUUUUUUUUCAAUGGCUUUCUCUGAAUACAGCUUACUUCAGUGUGGAGUCCACAUCAGAAAGCUUAGACUGCCCCUGCAGUAGUUACUCAUUCAAAUUUUCCUCCUUGGAAGUGCUGUACUACUGCAUUUUACUUGUUAAGUCUUGAAAUUGAUGCCGAAUAUCUGGGAAGAGGAGGGCUGGUGGAAAGGAGGUUUGGCCAUGCAUGGUGCUAAAAGGCUUGCUCUUGAGUGUAGGCAGACAGGCACAGAUCUCUGCUAAAGUCAUAGGUAAAAAUUAA